Akanthomyces muscarius is the source of this 258-nucleotide messenger RNA. RefSeq lists its product as uncharacterized. Bases 1 to 258 code for a protein of 85 amino acids. NCBI's taxonomy places the organism in Eukaryota, Fungi, Ascomycota, Sordariomycetes, Hypocreales, Cordycipitaceae. The record is from RefSeq and is a predicted model, not a curated record. The transcript has 4 exons.
AUGGCUUCAAAGGGUCCACGCUUUGGGCUUUGGAUAGAUCAUUAUGAUGGAGCAGCAAGCGCGCAUCUCAUCGUUUGCGUCGGCAGUGCCUGGAUAGCACCCUGGCAGUCCCGCACAGCGCCAGUCCGCGGGUUCCAGAUUGACAUGCAGCAGCAGAUCGCCAUCGCGGAUCUGCUGCACCAAAGAGCCCACGUCGGCGCCAGCGCGGAUGCGGCGGACGAUUUCAAAGGCCUCCUUCUCGGAUCGAGCUCUCAUUAA